Molecule: messenger RNA, 3959 nt
Organism: Protopterus annectens (West African lungfish)
Lineage: Eukaryota; Metazoa; Chordata; Ceratodontiformes; Protopteridae
Product: mucin-19-like
Exons: 32
Coding region: 38-3733 (1231 amino acids)
Cellular component (GO): extracellular matrix
Molecular function (GO): protein binding
Source: RefSeq, a predicted model, not a curated record
AAGUGUACUGACGUGACUACAUUCUUAAAUUAUUAUAAUGAAUCUGAAAGCAUUACUUUUAUUUUGGGCAUUUUGCUUAGUCAAAGGUUACACCAAAACCAAAACACACAUUCCUGCACCUAUAAAGUCUCUAACAGCAUCUGCUAAUAUAGGCAAAUGCAGUACUUGGGGAAAAGGAGCGUGCUUGCCUUUCCAAGGCAGUUCCUUCCACAUUUCCUCUGAAUGUAAAUUUGUCUUGGUUGAGAACUGCCCGAAUUCCGAGAAUACUUUCAGUGUCCAAGUAAAACGAAAUAUAUCUGGCAUGAUAACAGAAAUUUACAUUUAUUCAGAUGGAGUCACAGCUACAGUGAAGAAUAACUCAAUUGCUGUUGAUAAUGAAAUAGUAAAACCUCCUGUUAAUCAAAGGAUGAUUCGUAUUCGGAACAUUGGAAAAAAUUGGAUUUUCAAAUUAUCGAACGACAUGUUUUCUUUGAUUUGGAAUAAAAAGGAUGCAGUACAGGUAAUAUUUCAUCAAAAUAUAAACACAUGUGGACUAUGUGGAAGCAUGGAUUCUGAAUCAGAUGAGAGUAUCGUUUUGCGUCAGCUUAAAUAUGCUGUAAGAACAAAUGGAGAAAAUUGUCUUCCCCAAAUUUACAAACCUGAAAACAGAUCCGCAUUUGAAGCUGGAGUGGAGCAUUGCAGUCAUAUAAAAAAUUACACCAGUUCCUGCCGAACCACUGCCAUUGAUAAAAUCAUUAAAAUGUGUGCACUUGAGUACAGCCAUUCUGGUGAAGAUAAACAAAGUGCAUGCCCCAGCUUUUCAGAAGCAUCUCGCCAAUGCACAGGAUCAGCAAAUUAUUCAGAAGUGAAUGCCUGGAGAAGUGACCCAGAUAUACAGUGUGACCAUCCUGUCUGUGAAGGAAACCUGGAAUACAAAGAAUGUGGUUCACUGUCUGAGCCAACAUGCAGACAACAAGAAUCCGUAAAGAUUAGCAACUGUGUUGGUGCUUGCGUUUGCCCCGAAGGUCUAGUGCGUAAUGAUUUUGUCAAAAAUGCUACAUGCAUUCCAAAAAGUCAGUGUCCGUGUGAGUUUGAAGGCCGUAUAUAUCCACCAGGGUCAAAGAGUAUAUCUUCCCCUGAAUCAUGUGUAUGCUAUGAAGGAAAAUGGAAGUGUGAAACCAAGGAUUGUCCUGGAAGAUGCAAAAUAGAAGAUGGUUCAAAUGUUUUUACAUUUGAUGGCAGUCAUUACACUCUUAAAAGAAAAUGUACCUAUUAUGCACUGGUGACUUCAAACUCUUCAGUUACCGUUGAUCUUGAUGAAUGUAAGACUUUACCUUCAAAGCUGUGUAUGCAGAGUGUCUCUCUCACAACAAACGAGGCUUCACCACAGUCCUUUAAAGUGAUGAACAAUGGAACUGUCUUAAAGGAUGGGAGUGAGAUUACUCUUCCAUUUUAUGAAGGCGUGAUGAUUGCACGUCAGUCCUCAUUUUUCAUUCAAAUGAAUGCACUUGGAUUGCAAGCACAGAUUCAAACCAUUUCAGAGAGGAUGCAACUGUAUAUAACUCUUUCAAAGUAUGGACAAGCAAAAACAGGAGGAUUGUGUGGCACAUUCAAUGGCAAAAGCAGUGAUGACUACCUUUCUCUGCAUAACAUGACAGAACAAAAUCCUGAAAUAUUUGCUGAGACAUGGGGAACAACUGCUUGCACUGAUCUACCAGUAAAUCCUCCAUCCAAUAGUCUACAAAAUGAGGAAUAUGCUAAGUACUGUGGGCUUUUAAAGGAUCCAAAUGGAAUAUUUGGCAGUUGUCAUUAUUCGGUGGACAUUACAACAUACUAUGAGAACUGCAAGAGUUCAACAUCUAACAGUGAUAAACCUAAGGAAUCCCUAUGUAAUGCCCUAGGAAACUAUGCUAAAGCUUGUACAUUUGAAAGAGAAUCUAUUGGUGACUGGAGAAAAGGCAUUUGUGAAGUGGAAUGCCAAAAUAACAUGAUCUUCAAGUACAACAUGAGUGCAUGCAAUCAAACCUGUCGCUCUCGAACGCAGUUUGACCCUGUCUGCAGUUUUGAAACUGAUCCAGUGGAAGGCUGUGGCUGUCCUGAAGGAAUGCUGACUAAUCUGAAAGGAGUCUGUGUUCCUGAAGAAGAAUGUGAAUGUUAUAAUCAGUCUUAUGUCAUACUCGCUGGUAAUUCAUAUGCAAUUAAUGGUUCUAUCUGUGUUUGUGAAAAAGGAGAACUGAUCUGCACUGCAGGACAGCCCACAGAAGAAUGCUACAAUGGCACUAAAUACAUGGACUGCAGAAACUCUGAUUUCAUUACAGAGAGAACAUGCUCAGUCUGGAGUAUAACAGCUGUAAAGGCCUGCAAACCAGGUUGUUAUUGCCCAGAGCCUAUGGCUAGAUUUGGAGAUGUCUGUGUGCCUUUUGAAGAAUGCCCUUGUCUUUAUGCUGGAAAUAUAUAUGCUACAGGGAAAAAAAUUAAAAGACAGUGUAAUACAUGCAUAUGCUCAAAAGGAACCUGGACAUGCACAACAAAUGAAUGCUCAUCUACUUGCCACGUGUUUGGAAAUGGAAGAUAUGUAACAUUUGAUGAGAAAAGAUACUCCUAUAAUGGUGACUGUGAAAAUAUACUUGUUGAGGAUUACUGUGGUAAAGACACUGGUACAUUUAGAAUAAGUACAGAAGGUGUCCCUUGUUGUCAAUCUGAUGCUGUAUGCUCAAGAAUCACCAAGGUUGCAAUUAAGGACAAGAUCCUUAUUUUAAAAGAUGGUCAUUUUACAGUGGACACUGUCAGUGACUCGUGUGAGAAUAUAACUGCAGAAUAUAUCAUCCACUCAAUGGGACUGAAUAAUGUCAUUGUCUUAAAGGGUGGUGUAAAAAUAAUUUUUGAUAAACAUGCUCAUACAUCUGUUGUUUUAGAACCAAACUGGAAAGGAAAGGUAUGUGGCCUCUGUGGCAACAACAAUGGCAUCAAUAAAGAUGACUUUACUACAAGAGACAACCAAAAAGUUGCAGAUGCUUUUAUAUUUGGAAACAGCUGGGUAAGCCAGGAAUCAGAGUGUUCAGCUGAGAAACCACAAAUCUUUCAAUGUGAAAACAAUCCCCUCUGCAAGCCUUUGGCAGAAAAACUCUGCAGCAUAAUCAAAGACAGUGUCUUUAAAGAAUGUCAUAGUAAGGUUCCUUAUCAGUCAUAUUAUGAUGAGUGCAUCGAGGAAGCAUGUGUUUGUGACAUGGAAGGAAGCAAUGCCAGAUUUUGCACUUCUGUAGCAAUGUAUGCAGAUGCUUGCAUUUCAGAAAAUGUUUGCAUUGAGUGGCGUACUCCAAACAUUUGCCCUGUUUGGUGUGAUUACUACAAUGAACCAGAUGAAUGCAGUUGGCACUAUGAACCAUGUGGGAGAUCAGAACUGCAGACGUGCUCAGGCCAUCCACUUAACAAGACAUUUUCUACAGUAUUAGAAGGAUGCUAUCCCAAGUGCCCAGAUUAUGCACCAUACCUUGACGAAAACCGUAUGAAGUGUGUGUCAUUAUCUGAAUGCAGCUGCUUUCUUGAUGGUGUGAUUUUGCUUGCAGGGGAAAAGGUCAAAUCUGCGGAAGAUAAUUGUUAUGUCACAUGUGCAUGCAUUGAUGGAGCAAUCAUAUGCCAGCCAAAUGAGUCUAUGGAUUCUAAGAACAUGUCAGACUAUCAGCAGAUGCAGCAAGACUAUCAGCAGAUGCAGCAAGACCAAUCUUAUGACUUCAAUAAUAAUUAUGACUGGUGAUUAGAAGCAGUGGAACUGGCCAGCAAUGCACAUACUUGUAUACAUAAUUAUGUAUUAUUAAUAUGUUUUAGUAUAUAAUAUUAUUGGCAGAAUUAUAUUAUUUAUGGAAUACUUCAAAGCCGUAGUGAAAAACUGUAUCAUAUGCUGAACUGAUUAACUUUUGUUUGCUGCUGUUAAACUAAUUUGUAUAAUGUAUAAAUAACAAUACUUGGUGCUUUGAAAUAUG